UGAGAGAAUAUCUGGACCGGACGAUAAAGUGGCAGCACAGGGGCCUGUGGCCUCUCAUGGUGGAUCGUCAAAGCAGGAAAUGAUGUCACAGCAGCAAGGGUCAACCCCCUGUACACCUGGAGAGAAGGAGGGGCCAGGCUUGGCUAGACAAGAAGAAAAAACAAGGAAGUUCUCACAAGUAAUUCAGUUGGUGUGUGUGUGUGUGCGUGAUCACUCUUAACACUUUGUGCGGGGGGGAGAAAAGAGGAUCUGAGCCUUCCAGUUGGUUUGCCAGCACGGGUAUGGACGUUCCCGAUUCACCGCAUGGGAAUAUGGGACUGCUUCGGACCUUUGAUUCGUCUGAGUUCUCCGGCUGGGAGAAAAUUGGCUCAGGUGGAUUUGGACAAGUAUACAAAGUACGGCAUGUUCAGUGGAAAACAUGGCUCGCUAUCAAGUGCCCUCCUUGCCUUCAUGUGGAUGACAAGGAGCGAUCAGAGCUGCUGGAAGAGGCCAAGAAAAUGGAAGCAGCCAAGUUCCGCUACAUUUUGCCUGUGUAUGGGAUCUGCGAGGAUGCUCAGGGCCUGGUCAUGGAGUACAUGGAGAGAGGCUCCCUGGAAACCCUUCUGGCUACGGAGCCGCUUCCCUGGGAGCUCCGCUUCCGGAUCAUCCACGAGACGGCUGUUGGGAUGAAUUUCUUACACUGCAUGGAGCCACCGCUGCUCCACUUGGACCUGAAGCCUGCCAACAUCCUGCUGGACGCACACUGCCACGUCAAGAUAUCAGAUUUUGGCCUGGCUCACUGGAACGGUCUGUCACGCGCCGAUGACAUAAGUCGGGACGGCUUCUGCGGCACCAUCGCCUACCUGCCACCUGAAAGCAUCAUUGAGAAAGACCGAAUGCCUGACACCAAACAUGACAUAUACAGUUUUUCCAUUGUCAUCUGGGGCAUCCUUACUCAGAAGAAACCCUAUCAAGGAGAGAACAACAUCUUGCAGAUCAUGGUGAAGGUGGUGAAAGGGGUGCGUCCGGAUCUGGGGGCAGUGCCGCGUAGUCACCCUACCACCUGCACAGGCUUCCUGAGCCUAAUGCAACGCUGCUGGGCAACUAGUCCUGAGGCCAGACCCAGCUUCCAGGACAUCACAUCCGAAGCUGAAGCUCUGUGCUGCAAACCUCAAGACGAGCCCAAGACUCCGACCUUGCCAGAGUCGGAGCCUACUUCCUGUGACGGUCUUUCCCCUCACCGCCAGGUUAAAAACAGUAAGCAACCAGUGCGUCCGAUCUCGGCCAUGUUGCCCGAAAAAGACUACAGUCUGUCCGAGCUGUUGACCCAGGUGGAUUCGGGGAUCUCGAGGAGCUUUGAUCGACUGAAGGAAGACAGCUGCCAGAGCAAAGAAAACACUAGCAAGAGGCUGUCUGGCAUGUCCUCCGCGGAUUCAGCUUUCUCUUCGCAAGAUUCUAUAACGCUCUCUUUUGAGAAGGAAAGCACCAUUGAUUCCGGUGAGGUCCACAAAAGGAAGUUAUGCGACGCCAUCAGAACAAAGGACAUUGCAAAACUGAUGAAGCUCCUGCAGCCGCAGGAUGUUGACCAUCUGCUCGACGGAGGAGGCAGCCUCCUCCAUUACGCUGUCAUCUUGGACAACGAGGAAGCCGUCAAAUUCCUUCUGCUGAAUAACGCCAAUCCCAACCUCGCCAAUGCGCGUGGCUCCACCCCCCUCCACAUGGCCACAGAGAAGCACUUGAAGCCCCUAGCAGAACUUCUGCUCAGCCGGCGGAGCACCAACGUCAAUGCCAAGGAUGAGGACCAGUACACGGCUUUGCACUGGGCGGCGCAGAAUGGCGACGAGCCCAUGACGCGCCUGCUGCUCGAACGGGGGGCGGCCAUCAACGAGACCGACGGUCAGGGACGCACGCCUGCUCACAUCGCCUGCCAGCACGGCCAGGAGAACGUCGUCCGUGUGCUGCUGAGAUAUGGCGCCAAUGUCCGGAUCAAAGGCAAGGACAAUUGGACGCCGCUGCACUUGGCUGCCUGGCAGGGUCACCUGGGAAUCCUGAAACUACUGGUAAAGCAGGCGGGUGCCGACAUCAACGGCCAAACGACGGACGGACGUGCGGCGCUGCAUUUAGCUUGCCAGAGGGGGCAGUACCGAGUGGCCCGAAUCCUAAUCGAACUCAAGGCAGACAUUCACAUGAAAACCUUGGAGUUAAACACGCCCUUGCAUGUUGCAGCGGAAACCGGUCACACCAGCACAUCCCGCUUCCUGAUCAAACACCACGCGGAUAUCCACGCCGAGAACAGCCAAGGAUUUACUCCUCUUCACUUGGCCUGCCAGCGAGGCCACCUGGCCACAGUCAAGAUGUUAAUAGAAGAAGGGGCCGAUCCUCAAAAAUUUACGCGGGCCCAACGGAGCCCAUUCCACCUGGCAGCCGAGAGCGGACACAGUGCAGUUCUGAAAAAACUGCUCCUUCACUGUCCAGACGGGGGCGCUCUGUCAGAUAAGCACAACCCGUUGCACCUGGCAGACGAGAGGCGAUACUUGCCAGAGGACCCCCAGGACUUAAUUAGCGAAAGCUUGGCGCCGCCUGAGCCCAAGCAGCCACCAGAGGCUAAGUCACUCCAGAGGAGAGUCGUCAUUCUCAAACUGACGGAGCGCAAAGACAAUCCGCAGGCGACCAGCUCACAGUGUGCACCUGCUAUAUGCUAACAGAAGAAAAAGCGCUGCUGAAACUGUUAAAGCUGAUGCCCAUCUGGUGCUUCCCAGUUAGACCAUCAACGGAACAGAAUAUGCUGUUAGCAUUUUAUCGUUCUUCAAAAAGCUUCCAUGUAAAUGUUUAUUUAUGACAACAUUUAGAAUAUACUUUUUUUUACCCAUUUUUUUAACUACAUAAACACAUUUGGUAAGAUGAAAACUGGUUUGGAAACAUGGGUUUGUGGACCUUUUUGAGAAUGUUGAACUGUACAUACCUGUAAAUCAUGUAUAGGGGUAGACAAACCUUUUUGUUAUUGUUUCAGAGCCGUUAUGGAUUUUAAAAAGCUUUGACAAUGUUAUGUGCCUGUUGCAUAUGAGUGCUACAUCACAGUAUCCAUUAAAAUACAUUUCGCCUUACUGUAA
Messenger RNA from Hippocampus comes (tiger tail seahorse), 3089 nucleotides. It is a transcript of the gene ripk4, whose product is annotated as receptor-interacting serine-threonine kinase 4. Gene Ontology annotation, cellular component: nucleus. The coding region runs from base 282 to 2681 and encodes 799 amino acids. The transcript is spliced from 8 exons. The record is from RefSeq and is a predicted model, not a curated record. Gene Ontology annotation, biological process: protein phosphorylation. Gene Ontology annotation, molecular function: protein kinase activity; ATP binding; protein binding. NCBI's taxonomy places the organism in Eukaryota, Metazoa, Chordata, Actinopteri, Syngnathiformes, Syngnathidae.